Molecule: messenger RNA, 4274 nt
Organism: Mya arenaria
Lineage: Eukaryota; Metazoa; Mollusca; Bivalvia; Myida; Myidae
Product: low-density lipoprotein receptor-related protein 2-like
Exons: 11
Coding region: 264-2795 (843 amino acids)
Cellular component (GO): plasma membrane
Molecular function (GO): protein binding
Source: RefSeq, a predicted model, not a curated record
UCUUAAAAUGGGAGCUUAACAUUAAGUACAUUUGUCUUAAUACAAUAUUACAUACUCUUAAUGUUCUUCAUUGAAAUACGGAUGUAAAAGCUAGAUGAGAGCAUCCUUUAAUUGUUUGAUUCAUUUGCGUAUUUAGUUCACUGUGCAACUCAGCUCUUUCAAUAAACGGCUUGUGUUCGCUCUGCGCGUUCAAAGUGCCACAAAAGUUAAGAUAAUACAAUUAUUUUAAACUUGACAGGAUUAGUGAAAGUUCAUUCGUCACGAUGGCUUGGAUACAGUUUUGCCUCAUUGUAUUUCUUCUUCCCUGGAUAGUGCAGCUAUUUUACGACGCAGCCCCGGAUAAAUGUCUUCGAGGAGGACAAUUUUAUUGCAAUAGUUCCCGGAGAUGUAUCCCCAUAAGUUUUGUUUGUGACGGAGAUGCUUACUGUGCAGGAGCUGAAGAUGAAUUACCUCCUGCCUGCUCCCCGGAUGAAUGCCUUCGAAGGAACCGAUCUUAUUGCAAUAGUUCCCGGAAAUGUAUCCCCACACGUUUGGUUUGUAACGGAGAUCCUAACUGUGCAGGAGGUGAAGAUGAAUCACCUCCUGUCUGCUCCCCGGAUGAAUGCCUUCAACGAGGACAAUUUUAUUGCAAUAGUUCCCGGAGAUGUAUCCGCAAUGGUUUUGUUUGUAACGGAGAUCUUGACUGUCAAGAAGGUGAAGAUGAAUCACCUCCUGUUUGCUCCCUGGAUAAAUGCCGUCAAUCGGGUCAUUUUUAUUGCAAUAGUUCCCGGAGAUGUAUCCUUACGGCUAAUGUUUGUAACGGAAUUAACAACUGUAAAGAUGGUGAAGAUGAGUCACCUCCGGCAUGCACCGUGGAUGAAUGUUUUCGAAGAGACCGGGCCUUAUGUCCAAAUGACAAGUGCAUCUCCACUAGUUGGUUGUGUGACGGAGCUAGGAACUGUCCAUUUGGUGAAGAUGAGUUAGAUUGGACCUGCGGUCUCAAACACCAAUGUGAGUCGAAUCGUUCUAUGAGACACGGCUGUUUGGGUGAAUGUAAACCCGGUUAUUUUGGCAAAUAUUGCGAGAUGAAUUGUUUAAAAAAAUGUUUGAAUGGAAUAUGUGAUAAAUCAAGCGGAAUUUGUAACGAGUGUGCAUCUGGCUAUACUGGCGAUUAUUGCAAUAAACCAUGUUCAAAAGAAUGUUUGAAUGGAAUAUGUGAUAAAUCAAAUGGAAUUUGUAACGAGUGUGUAUCUGGCUAUACUGGCGAGUAUUGCAAUAAAACAUGUUCAAAAGAAUGUUUGAAUGGAAGAUGUAAUAUAUCAAGCGGACUUUGCAAUAACUGUACUCGAACGUAUUUAGAAAGUUGUUCACAAGAAUGUGGCGAGGGAUGUCGAGAAAUAAACGGUUUCCCACAAUGUGACAGGCAAAGUGGCAAAUGCUUCAAUGGCUGUAAGUUUUAUCACUACGGAUUCUACUGCAACAAUACAUGUAAAAACUGCAAACGAAAUUCCUCAACUAGUCCAUGUGAUAACAACGGUGUAUGUCAGUUUGGAUGUGAGAACGAUUAUUGGGACAAGAAGUGCAACUCUAAAUGCAGUGUCAACUGUCAAGGUGACGAUAAUGGAAAAAGGUGUAAUUCAUCCACAGGGGAGUGUAAAAACGGCUGUACUCGUGGAUGGAGUGGGAAAUUCUGUGGGGAAUCCACCGAUAAAGAGAACGUCAACUCUUUAAAGACAACCUUUAUCGUCAUACCAGUUAUUGCCACUGUGGUUGUUGUUGUCGUCGGGAUUAUUUGCUGUUUUUGGGCUCGAAAAAGGUUUAACCGCCAGCUGAAUGAACGCAUUGAGCCGCGCAGAGUAUUUCGUGCACCAAGGCAACAACCCUCUAGGUCUCGGAGACGGCAAAGUUCUGCCCUGUAUGCCGACAUCAACGAAGAAACCAUGGAUCAUUAUCAUUACAUCUGCAAGCAAAACCUUCCAGAUCACUAUGAUAAAAUCAAAGAUCGAAAACCAUGUAUCUGUCCUCCAUGCGUUAGGGAGAGGGUGGACCCUAUUUUAAAUAGAAUUUCCUCGGGGUCUUCCAGUACGACUUUUGUGGAACCUUAUGCUACCGGUGGUGGAAGUUUAAGGAGAAGCAGUAUUCACAGCUACAUAAGCAACAGAGAGUUAAACCCCCGACGCAGCGUCACGACAAAUGAACGUGUUAGUGGAAUCUUGCCUACAAAGGAACUAACGGACGAUAGUUAUUCCCGACGGAGCAUCAUAAAGUUUGACGGCAAAAAUGGACUUGACAGUACCGUCGAAUGUAAGCCCAGACGGAGUGUCUCAUAUUCGGACGGUGAUCUUGGUCGAGUCGGUAAGACAGAUAACACGAACGAAGUUAAACCCCGACCUUGCGGUUCAAAAUCUAAAAGCAGUAUUGAACUUGUGUGCACUCACGAAUAUUUGGACCUUGAAGAACUUUACCAAAAAGCCAAGGCUGAAGAUAAGCGAAAGUUAGCUGCUAAAUAUUUCGACGAAGGGGAAGAAGUUUUUGGUGAAAUAGGACAAUUUCAAGCGAAUUAUAUUCAUGCUAUUGAGAGGGAAGAAUGUGAGGAGCUAAAUAUUGAACUUGAUCAUCUAAAUCUCGGACAAAAUGUAGAGUCUUCCGUAGAAAUAGGUCAAUCAGAACAAAUUGAAGAAAGCUGUUUUGCAAAUGAUAAAGACUUCAGCGUUGAACAGCAACCUGCUCAAUCACAAAACGAUGAAAACUUAGACGACCCAAAGGACACUGAUAGGCGAAGUGAUGAAAUAAAACAAACUGAUACCCUCUUUUAAAGAAGACGAUGCAGGUUUCAUGAUGACUAAAGCGUGUAAUUGGAAUAGCACACCAAAAUAUCUCGUGAGCGAAGAAAAUAUAUUAUCAAUUCUUAGCAAUAUGUAGUAUAUACUAUACAAUGUAAAUAUUCACGUUUGUUUUAUGAACGUAGAACAACUAUGCAGCAAUUUGUGCACUUACGAUAAAGACGAUUUGUUACGAACGCAAAGUUUACAACGCAUUUAGUUAGAUCAGCUUACAUGAUUUUGUCUUAAACAAGAUCUUGGUAUUAAUUUUUAGUGCUUAUGGACUUCAGUGGUACGUUUUAAACAUAUUGAUGUCAUUUUAGUUACCUGCUAUGUUUAUGAAUAUUACUUCAUUCAUGUACAGACGUAUACAUAUAAAUGAUGCUGUACAUAUUAAACCUAAAUUGUACAUAAAUUAUAUUUUUAUUUUGUAAAAUGCGACAUUUCUUUGUAUAUUAUCUCUUACCUGAAACAAAUUCGAUUUUAAAAAUAUACAUGCUUCCUAUAAAUAGAAAAUCAUUAAUUAAAAUUAUUAAAUAUAAUAUUGAAUCGACUAUAUUUUGACUUAUUAUUUAAUAUAAGCUUUUUUAGCUGUUUGAUUCAGGUAAGAAUAUUGUUUUAUUCGGUAAGAGUAUAAUUUAAUGAAAUUCAUUGAUGUUCUUAAAUUAUUUUCCUAAGGCUCUCUAUAUUAUUUACUAGCAUACAAUUGUAGUAGCUAUCGUGUAACUAUGUUAACUUAAAGUAAUAAAAGACACAAACAUACAUGAUGAUGAUGAUGCUGAUGAUGAUGACGUUGCUGAUGGUGAUGAUGAUAAUGAUGAUGUUGCUGCUGAUGAUGAUGAUGAUGAUGAUGAUGAUGUUGAUAAUGAUGAUGAUGAUGGUGGUGGCGGUGAUGAUGCCGAUGAUAAUGAUGGUGACGAUGAUAAUGAUGUUCUAAUUUGUCAGGACUUAAAAUAAAAUAGCAUUACUUUAUCAAUAUAGUGUAUCAUACAGUGAGUAUCUGAUUUUGAUUAACUAUAUAAAAUUAUGUAUAUAUAUAUCACGCCUCCAACAUGAAUGAUGCAACGCUAUUGGUCCAGGACUGGUCACGCGGUGACCCCAUAUUAGUCUAUAUAUGGUCACUUAUCGUUAUAACGUACAAAAAUUGCGUAUUUUUUCGCAUUCCGAUGAAUAAAUGAAACAUUUCUCAGUUAGAGUUGGCGUCUAGAUCAAUGAUUAACAGGUUGGAGACGUGAUAUAUAAGUUACGGGGUUAGUAGGUGACCCAAUAUGGGAUGUACGGGGCGCAUUCAAUCAACCGUAUUCCGUUCACCUUAGUACUAACCUUGUAACUGAUAGAGUAUAUAAUAAUACAUACACGAUAUCAAAUGAAUCAACGUUACUUGUAAUAGUAACAGUUUUAUGAGGUAAUUUAUAUUUGUAUAAAUCGUAUUAUUUUCUUAAUCAUUGUUUAAUUAAUUGUUCAUUGCUUAAA